AUGGUGGAUAAGUUUAGUUGGGCAAUCAAAUCCUUGACUGGGGAGCACAGACAGUGUGGUAGGCUUGAGGUUAACCCCAUAGUGACCACCAAAUGGUUGGUGGGGAAGUUGUUGCCAGAGAUUGAGGCAAACUUAGAUAUCCCUGUCUUAACAUUGAAGAAGAUGACUCAACAGAAGUAUAGGAUACAAGUAAAACCAAGGAUGUUCUACAAGGUUAAAGCAUUGGCUAAGGAGGUUAUUAAUGGGAGUUUUAGUGAGUCCUAUGCAUUGCUACCUAGGUAUGCAGAGAUGAUAAAGGAUACUAACCCUGGGAGUUAUGCACUGAUCACAUGGCAUAGUGAUCCUGGGGAUGUGCAACCAAAGUUCAAGGCUUGCUUUUUUUCCUUUGGUGCACAAGUAAGGGGAUUUCUUAAGGGGUGUAGGCCAAUGAUAGGAAUUGAUGGAGCUCACCUCAGUGGGUUUUUCAAGGGGAUUCUUCUGUCAGCCUUGGGGAUUGAUGGCAACAAUGAGAUCUUCUUGUUGGCUUAUGGGGUUGUUGACACUGAAAGUCAAGAGAGCUGGAACUAUUUUAUGAGGAACCUCAGGGUACUGUUUGAGAGAGAAGGCUGCAGCAGGGAUGACUGGACAUUCAUCAGUGACAGAAUGAGGGGGGUGGAUUUAGCUGUUCAUGAAAACUUCCCAAUGGCCACUAGAAGGUGUUGUGCUCAGCAUCUAUACAUGAAUUGCAAGAAUGGAUGUUGGAGUGGAGAACUUUUCCACAAGCUCUUCUGGAUAGCUGCAAAUGCCUACAACCCCUUUGUUUACAACAAGGCAAUAGAGAAGAUCACUGAAUUUGAUCCAAAUGCAACAAAGUACCUGGACACAUCCAUAAGGGAGUGGUCCAUGGAGAGAAUUGGGGUCAGGUUUGAUAAAGCAGCAAACAUGGAGCCUAACCACUUAACAGACUAUGCCAAACAUGAAAUAGAGUUGAGAAGUGCAGAAUCCAGAUUCUGUUACUCUACUGCAUGUGGUGGUGGGGAGUUUGAGGUGAAGGAUGGCAAUGUGAAGUUCCCAGUCAAUCUACACAACAGAACCUGUGGGUGUGGAGUAUGGCAAGGGUCAGGUAUGCCCUGCAAACAUGGCUUGAGGGUCAUCUACAACCAGAGACUUGACCCUGUGGACUUUGUUUCCACUUAUUUCAAGGGUGCUGCUUAUAAACAGGCAUAUGCAGAGCAUAUGCACCCAAUGGCUGACCCUACUCAGUGGCCUGGAUCCACACUGCCCACCAUUAAACCACCUGGGAUCAAGAGGGGUGCUGGAAGACCUCAAAAACAGAGAAGGAGGGGUGCCAUGGAAGCUAGAAAGAGGAAGAGGCACACUUCAGUUAAGUGUAGCAAAUGCAAGGAAAUGGGCCACAAUGCAAGGACCUGCAAGUCUGGUGCAGGCACUUCCAAGGCACCACCAAAACAGAGAGCUACAACAAAUAAGAGGAAAACAACCUCUGAUGGUGCAAGCACUUCCAAGGCAGCACCAAAGGGCAAGAAAUCCAAGCAAGCCUGA
Molecule: messenger RNA, 1539 nt
Organism: Spinacia oleracea (spinach)
Lineage: Eukaryota; Viridiplantae; Streptophyta; Magnoliopsida; Caryophyllales; Amaranthaceae
Exons: 3
Coding region: 1-1539 (512 amino acids)
Molecular function (GO): nucleic acid binding; zinc ion binding
Source: RefSeq, a predicted model, not a curated record